AGAAUCAAUGUUUACAUUAGCCAACCGGCGGGCAUGAAAACGAAAACAAAUGAACCAGGAACCUCGCUGAAAUGGUUUUAGAGCAUUUAAAUGAUUAUUUCUGGCAAUAUGGACAAUGAUUCAUUAAACGAGAACUUCUCCACCCUACUAAUGGGGAAAUCUCCAGGGAAACGAGGCUCCAGCAACUUCAUGGAGGUUGAAGAGUCAACCAUGUACGAGAACUACCCCCCUAGGAAACCCUUCAUUAAUGACCCCUAUGAACGGCCGCCCUAUAAACCUGUCAGCACGUAUCCAGAGGGCAACAGAACUGCGGUGGUUGAUGCAUUGAGGAACCUCCAGCACAAGAUUCACGCGCUGGAGCUGGAGCGGACCACAGCGGAGGACAAGCUGAAGUCCCUGGCGCGGGAGACCAGCAAGUACCAGGACACCCUUCAGCGGGAGAGUGAGCAGAGGAAGCCCUCCCAGACCUCCGUGUCCAAACACAACCAGGAACUUGAGUCUCAGCUGUCGGUGGCAGAAACACGAUGUCAGCUCCUGGAAAAACAGCUCGAGAAUAUGAGGAACAUGGUCAGCAACGCAGAGAAGGUCAAAAUUAGUGCAAUCAGCAAAACCAUCGAACUUGAUAGGCUACAGGAACCAGUCGAGCACUCCUCGAGCUUCCAGGAAAACUUGCGGAAAAUCGCUGAGCUUGAGCGGGAUCACAUGAAGCUUACGGCCAAUCGAAACCCUUGCAGAGGUAACAAGAUACGGGAGUUGGAGGAGAGGCUGGGAGAGGAGAGGCACCAUAGAAAGGUCAUUGUGGAGAAGGCUGCAGAGAUUGAGUCAGUCCAGAAGGCAAACCGUAUCCUCCAGGAAGCAGAUGAAAAGGAGAGGGAGUUCAAGAAACCUCACAAAGUCAAGCGGGCCACAAAAAAGAAGAAGAAAGUGGUGAGCAAGAAGUCUGGCCAUUGUCACAAGACAGAUCCUGCCAAACACUAUCGACUCAACCUCAAUGAUAUUCCGUUUGUGGCCGGAAAGAACACUGGCCCCAGUUACUCUGUCGGUGCAAAUGUCCAGAACGUUCUGUCCCUCAUGAAGUCUCACAACAUGGCGCUGUGUUCACGGGCAACGUACGCUGGAGGAUCAUGUGGCUCAUCAACACCAUCAUCGUCAGAAUCGAGCUCUCCCUCUACGGAACAUGACCUUGCUGAGAUCUUGAUACAGUUGCAGGAUGAGUUCCAUCAAAUGAGUUUCGAGCAUCAGGAGCUGUCCAAGGAGAUCAGUGACUCUGAGGACCCUCGCAUGCGUGAGGACAUGGAGCGAGAGCUAGAGGCCCUCGUGUCCCGCAUGGAGGCCAAGAGCCUGCAGAUAUCUAAGAUACGAGGACAUCAGGAAAAGGUGGCAAAUAAAAAGAAGAAAAAGUCACGACGGAACAGUGAUGGCGACGAAUACUCCACACCUCGCUCGGGUCAUAGGUACGCGCACCCGCGCGUGAGCGCGUCCCCGUCACCUGUAUAUUCGGGGGAAGUGGAGGUUACCACGACGAUAAAACCGAGAGGGGCAGGUGCUGGCGUGGUGCAGAUACGGCCAAGUAGCGCGCGGGAAAUUUCACUCAAUGUUCUGAAAGACAUGAAAAAAUUGCAAUCCACUCUGAGGAAAGACGAUCUGUGUUGGAAAUAAUGUUGGAUGCCUGUAGUGUUUUUUAGCGGGGCUGUUUUCGGAGAAAACCCGAGCUAUUGUCAUAGCCAGCUCGUCGUCCAACAUCCGCCAUCCACCAUAGGCGUCGUGCUAAAACUUUAACAUUGGCCAUAACUUUUUUAAAUAUUGAAGAUAGCACCUGAUAUUUGGCAUGCAUGUGUAUCUCAUGGAGCUGCACAUUUUGAGUGGUAAAAUUUCAAGGUGAACAUCAUCCUUCAAGGUCUAGGGUCGAAAAAACAAAGUCAAGGGAAGUAAUUAGCUUUAAAUGGACAUAGUUAUCUGACCUGCCCACGUAUAUAUUUUUGUUAAAUAAAUCAAAGCGGCGCAGUAGGUGGCAUUGUGUUUCUGACAAACACAUUGUGGUAAAAGGUCAAGGUCAUCCUUUACGGUCUAUGGUAAAAAAUACAAAUUCAAGGGAAGUAAUAAGCUUUAAAAAGGGAGAAAAUUAUUCAAUAUUGAACAUAGCCACUUUAUAUAUUUGGCAUGCAUGUGUAUCUCAUGGAGCUGCACAUUUCGAGUGGUCAAUCACAGUCACGGUAAUGGCUUUUAAUUAUUUGCUACUAAAAAUAGAGAUUUGUUAGAGACAAUUAUUUUCAAGGGAAGUAAUUUAUAUAAUUAUAAAUCUCAUAUCAUAUAUUUCCUUACCAAGAAUUGAAGUUCUUUUCACAGUUACUGUACAGAUUUAUUAUUUUGAUUAUUUAUAACUCAAAUGAUUGAUUUUUCGAAGUUUUUUUUUUAAAUGAUAUAAUUAUAAUUUCUUUGAUGUUCAUUAUAUACCUGUGGACUUAUGUCCAUAGAUACAUGAUCAACUCUGGCUAUGAUCUCUUUUAAACCACAGGCCUUGGUUGUUAGUGAUUUCUGACAUGGUCAUAAUUGACUGUGAGACCCUCCCCCCUCCCCCCCCCUCGGUUGGAUUGGACAAAAUCCAAGGGAAGUAAUAAAGCUUUAAAGGGAGAUGAUGUCUAUACCUGCCAAGUGAUAAAUAGAAAUUUUAUUUCAAAGUGGUGCAGUAGGGGGCAUCGUGUUUCUGACAAACACAUCUCUUGUUGGGUCACUAGGUCAAAGGUCACUGUGACCUUUAAAAAAAAUACAAGCUUUCGCAGCCGAGCGUGGCACCUGUUAUGCGGUGCUCUUGUUUUAUUGUUGUUUUAAUCUCACUUUUCAAUAUCUCUAUAAUGUAAUUUGGAAAAAAAAUGUUUUAAAAUUGUAAUUUUAUUUUUUAUUUUAUGAAAUGAUGGUGCCAGUUAUAUAAUUGACUGUGAUCUAUUCUAUAAGGUCAAGUACCAUUCAACAUUUUGCUGAAAACCUGUCCUUCCAAGAUGUCCAUGACGCUUUACGUUUUAAAAAUUGGAUUACAAGUCAGUUUCUAAUUUGGGACCAUUUCAUUAUUAGCAUUUAAAAUGCCAUUCUUUGUAAGGAAAUUUAUGAAAGAUGCAAAAAAUUACAAACAUAUUGCUAUGUGGCAGUUGAACCUCAAAAGAUCUAUAUCGUCAUCUUACGCAUUCUGUAAAGUCUAUGUUUUGAUAUCAGAUAUUUCAAAAAGUCAUUGAAAUCAUUCUGUUACUUUCAACUCAAAGCAUACAUUUGAAGUCCCUUAUUUGAGGCAUUAUUGCCUGUAUGUCAUGUAUUUUAGAUAUUGAUAUUAUAUUCCAUUUAGUCAUUUUAUGUACUCCUUCAUCCUGGUAUUGUACACUUAUGUUUUCAUCAACAUGUACAUGAUUUAUCAUUCCAAAAGGAGCAGCUAUAUUUAGAUUGAAUUAGCUGGAACAAGACAAAUGCAUUUUUCUACGUUACUGUUUUGUUCCUGCAUCUCCAUGUACAUUCGAUCAAUAUAAGUGAUCAUUUCUGUCUGACCAGUUACUGCAGUUAUUGUCCCCUACCAGUGAAACCGGAGGGGACUUACGGUUUGCGCUCCGUGUGUCAGUCUGUCAGACUUUUCUGGAUCCUGCGAUAACUUUAAAAGUUCUUCAUAUUUUUUCAUGAAACUUGAAACAUGGAUAGAUGGCAAUAUGGAGAGUAUGCACGUCAUUUCAUUUUAUUCCUACUUCAAGAAUUCUGGUUGCUAUGGCAACAAAUAUUUAUAAAAAAAAAUGUUAUUUUUUACUGACAAUGGUGGAGUUUCACCGGUAGGGGACAAUAUUGCUUGGCAAUCUCUUGUUUCAUGUUAAUUUAUUAAUCAAUUAUAAGUUUUGUGAACAUUUUCGAAAACAAAAUAAAUAGUUAAGAUUGGAUAAAUAAGUGGAAAUAAAAUCUUACCUACACAUUGUGUACUUGACUUGAACACAUUUAUGCAGAUACUAAUAUUACAAACAAGGAAUACUUUUGUCUUAAAAUUUUGAACAAUGUAGGUUACCAGUUGAUACAAGCUAAAUAUUACAAAUUUAAUGUUUGUUUGUGAUGUCUCUUUUCUGGCAUGUAUCAUGUAUAGAUUUUAAAAUAAGCAGCAUUAUAUAAUCGGUGUAACUGUAGCCAUGUAUUUAUCUGUUGUAGCAUUAUUACAUAAAGUUUCUUCUUGUUAUGGGACCAAAAGAGUGGUAUACAUGUCAUAUUAACUGUUUGUCUUUUAAGUAGUCAUCACUUUGAAAGGUUGUGUAAGUGUUGUCUUGUACCCAUAAAUUACGCAUUAUAUGGAUCGUGGUCAGAAGAUUUGAGACUUUUCCUUAUUUAAGACAAAAUGUCUGCAUAAUUUGUGUGGAAUAUUUCUUGUUGUAAGCUGUUGACUGAUGUAAUUUUGCAAAUAUUUGUAUCAUAUUGUUGGUCACGAGGUCGUUGAAUAUUUUGUUUACUGGUACAAACAGUUGUUUGGAGUCAAAACUUUUUUCAUCAGAACCGAACAGAACAAAUACUUUAUUCACUUAAGCAUAUCUUGGUUCAUAUUAUUAGACAUUUAUACAUGCGUGAAAACAUAAGAAAUUAAGAUAUUAAUAUAUAAUGCGUGAGAGUGUUGUGUUUUCAUAUAAACAAUUAAUUGAUUAUAUGAACAACAGGCAGAAAACAAAGUAUAUUCAUUUAGUAAUAAACUAUAAUGUUAGAUUUAUAAUUGUAUGGCUUAAAGAGAUGUUCUCCAACUUAUGAAAAAAUUAUAAUGUUUUGUUUUUAAGUUUUAUGAAUUGGUAGCAAUUUAAUAAAUGUAUAUGUAACAUUGGAGAUAUUUGCAAAUUAUAAAUGAAAUAUUAAAUUAUCUCAGGACUAUCUUUGUCAUCUUGCCAUAAACUAAAUUGAUAACAUGAUUUCUUUUAAAUUUUUUUGUUGACAAUUUUUUAAGUAACCAAUUUAAAUACAACUUAUUUUUAUAAGUUGCGUACUGUUAUAUGUUUACAGCAUUUUGUUGUCCAUGAAUGGAUCAAAUGUAACUUCAGUUACUUGUAUCUAUGCAUGGCUUUAGAAUUGAUUUGUUUUGAAUGUGACUGUGAUACUUAGAUUAGUUUUAAAUGUUUUCUAUGUGUUUUUGGUUUAUAAAAAAUGUGCCAAUCAAGGAAUCAUGCUGUUUUGUUGGAGAAUUUUGUAACAGCUGUGAAGUAAAACUUGGAAUUUUUGCAUUUAAUGAAUUCCUUGCAUCAUUAUAUUUAUUAUUUAGCUAAAUACUUGUCUUAAUUAUUAUCAUUUAUCAUAUUUUUAUGAAGUGAACAGAACAAAUUGAAAACAUGUAAAUGAUACAUACAAUAGCAUUAUUUGCAUUAUAAACUGUAUUGUGAAGAACAAUUAACAAUUAAUGUUUGUUCAAUUUCUAGUAAGGUUACAUCUCUAAGUUUCAAGAAUUCAAUAAUUACGUACAUAGUGACAUAUCAUGCAUGCUCUCUUUGUAAAAUUUGUGUUUAUUUUGAAAGCCUUUGAUAUGCCUCUGAAAGUUAAUAACUAGUAAAAUCUUCUAAGACUAUUAGCAAUUAAAUAUAUCAUUACAUUAUUUUAUUAGCAAAAAUGUCUGUUUUCCAAACCCACCGAAAACCAAUAAUUCUAGAGCAGAUUCCUUGUGGCCGUUUUUUUUUUUAAUUUGUAUUUAACUGCCGAUAUAUGGCAGAAGUAUCCUUUGUAUUUAUUGCACUUCAAUCAUGCAUUGAAUAAACUUUUAUUGAGCA
Molecule: messenger RNA, 5753 nt
Organism: Dreissena polymorpha
Lineage: Eukaryota; Metazoa; Mollusca; Bivalvia; Myida; Dreissenidae
Product: centrosomal protein of 57 kDa-like
Exons: 9
Coding region: 91-1659 (522 amino acids)
Cellular component (GO): centrosome
Molecular function (GO): microtubule binding; identical protein binding; gamma-tubulin binding
Source: RefSeq, a predicted model, not a curated record